AUUCGUGGUUGUACGUCACGUCAAUUACGGGCUCUUCCUAAACUUUCCGCUCAAGUUGAAAUUGGUUUCUUCAGUGUUUGGUGAGGCUUCUGUGAAAUAAUCAAAUAAUAUUACAAAUGAAUAUUCGUGCAUGUUGAUAUAAAAAUUUUUCAUAUGCAAGUUUUAUCUGAACUUAAUCACUCAAGUUAAAAUUGUAUUGGUAUCCAACGCACGGUGCUUAAGAACUGCGGAGUGGCUGUUGGUGUUGAACCCGAACUUGAAACCGUGUGUCUGCGACUCUGCAGCCACUCAUUUUCUCUGUGUGUGUGAAUUAAUGUGCGUGAGCGCAAGCGUAGCGUUCUGUGGCUAAAGUAAAUCCUCUGAUAUCUGACACAGAAAAUGGAGAGUGGAACUGGAAACGAAGAAACCGAGUUAGACGAAGGGUGCCGAGAGUUACUUUGACCAUAAUGUUAUAGGCUAUAUACUAAUGCUAGGCAUCAGGAUCAGUCACGCUUGUAGAGGCACGAAUUUUUCUUCUCACGCAGAAACUACAUAAGUUCACAAAAUUAUGAAGUAGCUUUGAUUUCAGGUGCAUUUGUGCAUGCGGCAAACGUACGACUUUGUUAACAUGGCAGAGAUGUCUCGUGAGCGUCGCCAGAGCGCGGCUUCUUCAGGCUUGUCUGACAUCACCAGCGCGCCAGCCAUCACCGAGGAUGAGAUCAAGGGCAUGACCUUGGAACAGCUGGAAUGUGCAGCUGAGGAGCUCCAGAAUUUGUGUUCCUGUUUGCAGGCUGAGGUAGACCUCUAUUCCAGGUAUCUCAGCAGUCAAGUCCUUCCUGACAAUCAGGCUCCAAGCACGCUCGUGGCGACCAGCCUCUCAGAGUCUGGUACGACUACCCCGACCCUGUCGUCCCUUGACGUGCGAGGUCUGUGGCACGGCCAGAUCAUCACUAGAGCAAGAACGCAACACCGAGUCAAGUUGAGUAACAAGGAGAAGUAUCGCCUGUGGCAAAGGGAGCUGGAAAUAGUCCUAGCCAACCGAAGGAAGCAAGGAAGGCUCUGGGAACGGCAGUUGCACAAAUGCCAGGCAAGUACUUCUUCAGCGAGAAGUGUCAAAAGCAGUCUAGAACGAGUUAGGGAGCCGUUGCAUAGGCAAUUCCCGCUUACAACUACUAUGUCAUUCUUGUGUUGAA
Macrobrachium nipponense is the source of this 1172-nucleotide messenger RNA. RefSeq lists its product as uncharacterized. The coding region runs from base 581 to 1171 and encodes 196 amino acids. The record is from RefSeq and is a predicted model, not a curated record. NCBI's taxonomy places the organism in Eukaryota, Metazoa, Arthropoda, Malacostraca, Decapoda, Palaemonidae. The transcript is spliced from 6 exons.